This is a messenger RNA of Dermatophagoides farinae (American house dust mite), 1402 nucleotides long. RefSeq lists its product as uncharacterized. NCBI's taxonomy places the organism in Eukaryota, Metazoa, Arthropoda, Arachnida, Sarcoptiformes, Pyroglyphidae. The record is from RefSeq and is a predicted model, not a curated record.
AAGUCAUCAUUUCAUUUCAUUCAUCCAUCAUAAUUAUUUUUCAUUUUUUUUCGUUUGUUAUUUUUUCAGUGAAUUUUAUCAAUAUAUAGUCAUCAUGCAUCUCAAGCUUGCAUUAUUCGUUAUUGUUGCCGCUUUGGAAUUGGCUUCAUCACAGCCUGUUUCACAACAAUUAUCACCAGCAUUACAAUUUAAACAAAAUCAAUUACCAGCUGGCCAAUUUUUACCUGCACGUAAACCAGCGAUUCGUUCGCCAACUAAAUCACAACAAGCCGCUGCUCGUGCUUUGGCUCCAGUAAUCAGUGCUGUUAUUACACGUCAUACACAAGAAGUUGUCGAUGUUCCAGUCGAUGAUGUUAGCCAGGCAGCACCACAAAUCGUUAUCGUUGAACCACAUCUCCAACCAGUGACGAUUGAAUUCCGAUCACGAUCAAGUCCAGUGAAAAUUAAUACCGUCCAUCAACCUGGUGAAAAAGGACAAGUUCAACAAACAAGAAGUGAAGAAGAACCAGAUCGCAUUAUUCAUGAAGUUGUUAAACCAGUUAUCCAAGAAAUUCGUGAAAUUAUUCAACCAUUCCGUAAAAUCACUCAACAGAUUCUUCCAGUACAAGAAGAAGUCCAUAGUAUCUUAUCGAAAGGCGAAAAACGAUCGGAAAUUGAACAAGUUACCGAUGAUGCUGCAUUGGCUGGUGCCACACCGGAAGAACCAGUCGAACAAGCUGCUAUUCAAAGUGGUGGGCGUUCUGCUGCUCCAGCUCCAUCAGCUGUUCCAACUAUUUCAACAUUUCAAUUUCAACCGCAAGCACAACCAGCAUUCAUUAGUGCACCAUUAGUACCGCAACCACCACAAAAUACCGUUGUACAAGCUGGAUUAGUCGGGGGUACACGAAUCUUACCAGCCAGUGAAGCUGUUUAUGAACAACAACGUGAAGUUGUAUCAGCCAUUGCUGCACCAGGUGGUUUGAAAAAGAAACGUUCGGCUAACAUUUUCCGAUUUGAUCUUCCAUAGAAACAACCAAAACGACGACGAUGAUAAUUGAAAACAAACGAAACCCUAAAAAACUUAUUAUCCUCACCCAUUUUCGAAUCAAACCAAUUUUUAUUAUGCCAAAUGAAAUUUAGUUCCCGGUUUCCGAUUGAAAAAGGUGAUAAAAUUAUCGGUUUUUAAUUGAAUGUUAUCAAACACACAAACAAAUACACACAUACACUGCCAUCAUUAUGUAAUGAUUUAUCGUCCAAAGACCUUUUUAUUAUUUUUAUUAGAGAAUCUAGAUGAUUGAUUGAUAUGGAAACAAACACAUGCACACGUACAUUUUGAAAUAUUGAUCCAAUGAAAAAUCUACAAAUCAAUACCUUGAAAAUGCUCUAUACGUUUUUUUAUUAUUGAAAAAAUUGAAAAAUUUUA